Dacryopinax primogenitus is the source of this 1561-nucleotide messenger RNA. Its product is annotated as MFS general substrate transporter. The record is from RefSeq and is a predicted model, not a curated record. Lineage: Eukaryota; Fungi; Basidiomycota; Dacrymycetes; Dacrymycetales; Dacrymycetaceae. Bases 1 to 1479 code for a protein of 492 amino acids. The transcript is spliced from 3 exons. Gene Ontology annotation, biological process: transmembrane transport. Gene Ontology annotation, cellular component: fungal-type vacuole membrane. Gene Ontology annotation, molecular function: transmembrane transporter activity.
AUGGAACACCAUAAUUCUGAGUCGGUCGAACCUUGCACGGGGGAGAGCCCAUCUAUCUCGCUCUCGAGGGACGUGACCGCCGUUGACCUCCCUUCGCUGUUGCCGACGUUCACCGAAAAAGAGCAGCCGAAAUGCGAGAGCGACGCGCCCGCUGAGACGGCUGACAUCGGUAUACACUCGCAGAGCGAGAAGACCCUCUCUGAUGGGAAUGCCGUCCCGGUGUUGGUUGACGAAGACAGCUUGGAGACGGAAGACGACGACUGGACGUACCCCGAGGGCGGCCGCGGGUGGUGGGUCGUCACUGGGUGCGCGAUCAUAGCAGCUGUGACACUCGGAUGGGGCCUGGCAUGGGGCGUAUUCCAGAGCUAUUACAAGGAACACUUGUUCCCCGACGUGCCAGAUUCGGUGCUCUCAGUGCUGGGCAGCAUACCAGGGACGAUCAUGAACCCCAUCGCCUUCGUCGUAGGCAAGUUCGCCGACAAAUACGGGUACAGGCUAUUCCUCACCGCCGGGUGUGUGGUCGCAGUGCUCGCUAUGCUCACAGCAUCGUUCUCCACCACUCUCUGGCAGUUCUUCCUCACCCAAGGUCUCCUGCAGGGAUGCUGCACAGGCCUAAUCCUGCCAAUAGCGAUGGCUGCUCCAUCCCAGUGGUUCCUGCGCCGGCGCGCACUCGCAACGGGGAUCGUCAUCGCUGGGAGCUCGUUCGGGGGCGGCCUAGCUUCUCUCGUAGCUCAACAACUGCUCACGCACAUCGGCCUGCGAAACACCCUCCUCACCUACACAGGCGUACACGCAGUGCUCAUGUCCUCCUCCCUGCUGAUGAUCCGCGACCGACCGCACCCCAAGAGUCCGCGUUUCACCCACGCCCGUAUCCAGUGGGUCGACGCCUCCCUUUUCCGCCGGCCGCUCUUCUGGCUCGUCGCUCUCAGCGUAACGAUCAGCACGCUUGGCUACCUCGGACCAUACUUCUACAUCGAACAGUACACGCUAACCUACCUCCCUUCGCUCGACCCCGCACUCGCCUCCCUCCCAGCAGCAAUGAUGAACUUCUCCGCCGCCAUAGGGCGGAGCCUGAUCGGACUCCUAGCCGACAAGAUAGGCGUGCUCAACGCAUUCAUCGGCUCGCUCUUCAUCGCAGGGUGUAUGCAGCUCCUCGUAUGGAACUUUGCUCACUCCUUCGGCACGAUCAUGACCUUCUCAGUCUUGGACGGCUUCUUCGGCGCGGCAUUCAUAUCCCUCAUCAGCGUGCUCGGGGCAAAACUCUUCGGAGUAAGGAACUUAGCGACGCUAAGUGCGAUCCUGAUGAUCUUCUCGAUGCCUGGACAAGCUGCGGGUGGGCCGCUGGUGGGAGCGAUACUCGCUGCGAGUGGGGGCUGGCAGGCGCCCAUCACGUAUAGCGGGUUGUGCUGUGUUGUCGGAGCGUUGGUUAUGAUUCCCGCGAGGUUUGUCAAGGAGAAGAGGGUGUUGGCUGUCUUCUGAUGUCUGACGUCUUGGUUCUCGGUUCUUGGGUGUUCAUCAUAUCAUCCAUGACACGAUAGCCUACGCAAUGUCCAUAAUGACU